AUGUUAGAUAAGAAAGCCGACAAGAACCAUACACAUAAAUCCUUCACUACUGUUAGAGCAGACGACAUAAUAUUGAACUUUGACCUUGGUUCAAGUGCACCAUUAGAAAAUCCAAGUACAAGCGUAAAAGAUACUCUUAACAAUUUAGAUAAGAGUUGCAGGAAUAUCGAAGAUCAUGCCAGAAACUUUGAAGCAUAUGAACUACCAACAAUGUUAGAUAAGAAAGCAGACAAAACAGAGCUUCAAACAUUAAAGACAGAAAUACUUCAAACAUUAUAUCCUAUAG
This is a messenger RNA of Trichomonas vaginalis G3, 286 nucleotides long. Its product is annotated as phage tail repeat-like family. The transcript has a single exon. NCBI's taxonomy places the organism in Eukaryota, Parabasalia, Trichomonadida, Trichomonadidae. The annotation marks the transcript as partial. The record is from RefSeq and is a predicted model, not a curated record.